AUGGUUAAACCUAACCUCCCGCGCGACGAAAUCCAGCGCGAAGAUGUGAUCUCAGUUUUCGAAGCCUGCACCCCCAGCCGACCCCCGCUAAUUAACAUCCAAGAUCUAAAGCUUGUCAUGCGCGGACUCGGCUUCGACCCGCGCCAAGAGGAAAUUCAGCGCUUGCUAGCGAAGCUGCGCGAGAUCCAGCAAGCAGCCCCUGAAAAUGACCAUGCUUCAAAAGGCGUUGUUGGUGUUGAUGAAUUUAUGAAAUUACUUGAAGAGCGAUUUGAUAACAAUAAGAAUGUCUCAGAAAUGCAAUGUGCCUUUAAACUCUUCGAUCGUGGACAAAAGGGUUUUAUCGACUUGGCAGAUUUGAAAGCGGCAGCAACUUCCCUACACGAACACGUCACCGAUGAAGAACUUGAAGAAAUGCUGAAAGAAGCCCAAGGAGAAGCCGGAAUUCAAGGCCAGAUCGAUGAAAAGACCUUCUUCGAAAUCAUGAAAAAGACUUGCCUCUAU
This is a messenger RNA of Mesorhabditis spiculigera, 501 nucleotides long. The record is from the annotation of a GenBank genome assembly. NCBI's taxonomy places the organism in Eukaryota, Metazoa, Nematoda, Chromadorea, Rhabditida, Rhabditidae.